AUGGAGCUGCCCUUCCAGAGCCGGCCACAUGACUCGCUGCGGCAGGGGCUCUGCAACCUGCGGGAGGACGUGCUGCCGCAGCACCCCGUGCAGACCAUCCAGGAGAGCGGCCGCCCCGAGGCCGCCAUCGCCGGCAAGGCGCAGAUGCUGCGACAACUCUACGGGGUAGCUCUGCCUGCAAAGAUGCAGAUUGAGCAGCAGAUCCUUGGCCGCUUCGCGCGCCUGCCCGGCGCGCUGCCGUCGUCCAAGCUCGGCCUCGAGUCCCUCACCGGCGCCCUGGACGAGUUUGGAUUCGAGUCUUACCUUGGGCAGCCCUCGGAGUCCGAGACCGCGCCCCCAGACAUGCACUCGCAAAUGGAGACGCGGCUAGGGCUCGCGGCGGUCACCAAGCCACUGGGGCGCGGCAUCAUCUGA
Monoraphidium neglectum is the source of this 414-nucleotide messenger RNA. RefSeq lists its product as hypothetical. The record is from RefSeq and is a predicted model, not a curated record. Gene Ontology annotation, cellular component: nucleus; cytoplasm. The transcript has a single exon. The coding region runs from base 1 to 414 and encodes 137 amino acids. Gene Ontology annotation, biological process: proteasome assembly. NCBI's taxonomy places the organism in Eukaryota, Viridiplantae, Chlorophyta, Chlorophyceae, Sphaeropleales, Selenastraceae.